Messenger RNA from Moesziomyces aphidis, 591 nucleotides. The record is from the annotation of a GenBank genome assembly. Lineage: Eukaryota; Fungi; Basidiomycota; Ustilaginomycetes; Ustilaginales; Ustilaginaceae.
AUGGAGAACGACCGCCACGGAGGUCCACAGCAUGGCCACACAUCCGCCAUCCCAGCAGGCAGUCUGCAGGCUAGCAGAUGCGUCACGUGCAGCAAUGCUUCGACCUUCGCAGCAUCCACAGGCUCGUCUGUAUCACUACACGGCUCCAAAAAGAACAAAGACACUAGGGGAGCUAGGUUCGGAAAGACGCCAUACGACAUACAGGCUGCUUGGUACGUGCUCAUGAUUCGUCCUUCGACUGCAUCUCAGGCUUCAGUAGCACCUGUUGAUCCAGAUCUCGCAGAUCCCAAACCACAUCGACACAACACACAAUCACCAACCUCGGCACACCGGCACACCUCCGGAGACCUUGUUGACCUUUACGUCCCCCGCAAGUGCGCCGCCACUGGCCGCAUCAUCGAGGCCAAGGACCACGCUUCCGUCCAGAUCGCCGUCGCCGACGUCGAUGCCAACGGUCGCAUGAUCCCCGGCCAGUCCACCGUCUUCCCCCUGUCGGGCUUCGUCCGCCAGCUCGGUGAGAGCGACGACUCGCUCAACCGUCUUGCCCAGAAGGAGGGUCUCCUCCGCAACGUCUGGAACUACCAGAAGUAA